GCGGGCACCCUGGUCAUGGAGGACUGCAACGUGCAAUCGGCCGCCAGCAUUCUGGCCUCAGUGAAGGAGCAGGAGGCCCGCUUCGAGCGGCUGACACGGGCACUGGAACAGGAGCGGCGCCACGUUGCCCUACAGCUGGAGCGUGCCCAGCAGCCUGGCAUGGGCAGUGGGCAGCCCCUGCCGAUGGCCUGGCAACAGCUGGUCCUGCAGGAGCAGAGCCCAGGCAGCCAGGCCUCACUGGCCACAAUGCCAGAGGCGCCCGAGGUGCUGGAGGAGACAGUGACAGUGGAGGAGGACCCUGGCACACCCACCUCCCACGUGUCCAUCGUCACGUCUGAAGAUGGCACAACACGGCGCACGGAGACUAAGGUCACCAAGACAGUCAAGACAGUGACCACGAGGACGUUACGCCAGGUGCCUGUGGGCCCAGAUGGACUCCCUCUGCUGGAUGGUGGCCCUCCACUAGGCCCUUUCACCGACGGCCCCCUGGACCGGCAUUUCCUGCUACGUGGUGGUGGCCCUGCGGCCACACUCUCCCGAGCCUACCUCAGCAGUGGGGGUGGCUUUCCCGACGGCCCUGAGCCCCGUGAUGGGCCCAGCUACGGCAGCCUGUCCCGAGGGCUGGGUGUGCGACCCCUGCGCACUGGCCCCCUUGGCCCAGGCCCUGGCGAAGGCUGCUUCACGCUGCCUGGCCGCCGUGAGGCCUUCCCUGGAGGUCCCGAAUCUGGGCCGCCGGGUGGCCGCUCCCUGCCUGAGCGCUUCCAGGCAGAGCCGUAUGGCUUGGAGGAUGACACACGCAGCCUGGCCGCUGAUGACGAGGGUGGCCCUGAAUUGGAGACCGACUAUGGCACGGCCACAAGGAGGAGGCCUGAGUGUGGGCGUGGCCUUCGUGCCAGGGCCUACGAGGAUGUGGCGGAUAAUGGUGGCGAGCUGAUGGACGAGCGGCCCCUGUUCCCAGCAGCAACGGCACCCUUGGCCCAGCCUGAACGAGGCAGCCUGGGCAGCCUGGACCGGCUGGUGCGGCGCUCACCGUCGGUGGACAGUGCCCGCAAGGAGCCGCGCUGGCGGGACCCUGAGCUGCCCGAGGUACUGGCUAUGCUGCGGCACCCUGUGGACCCUGUGAAGGCCAAUGCAGCUGCCUACCUGCAGCAUCUGUGCUUUGAGAACGAGGGUGUCAAGCGGCGCGUGCGGCAGCUGCGGGGGCUGCCGCUGCUGGUGGCACUGCUUGACCACCCUCGGGCCGAAGUGCGGCGCCGAGCCUGUGGGGCACUGCGCAACCUCUCCUAUGGCCGUGACACUGACAACAAGGCUGCCAUCCGGGACUGCGGUGGUGUGCCUGCCUUGGUGCGCCUGCUGCGGGCUGCUCGGGACAAUGAGGUCCGCGAGCUUGUCACUGGCACACUCUGGAACCUGUCAUCCUACGAGCCCCUGAAGAUGGUCAUCAUUGACCACGGCCUGCAGACACUGACCCAUGAGGUCAUCGUGCCCCACUCGGGCUGGGAGCGCGAGCCCAAUGAGGACUCCAAGCCACGGGAUGCUGAGUGGACGACUGUCUUCAAGAACACGUCGGGCUGCUUGAGGAAUGUGAGCUCGGAUGGUGCGGAGGCCCGGCGGCGACUCCGGGAGUGUGAAGGGCUGGUGGAUGCGCUCCUGCAUGCCUUGCAGUCGGCUGUGGGCAGGAAGGACACAGACAACAAGUCAGUGGAGAACUGCGUGUGCAUCAUGCGGAACCUGUCCUACCACGUGCAUAAGGAGGUGCCUGGGGCCGACAGGUACCAGGAGACUGAGCUCGGGCCCCCAGGCAGUGCUGCAGCCUCCCAGCGCCGGAGGCGGGAUGACGCUAGCUGCUUCGGUGGCAAGAAGGCCAAAGAGGAGUGGUUCCAUCAAGGGAAGAAAGACAGUGAGAUGGACCGGAACUUUGACACGCUGGACCUGCCCAAGCGAACCGAGGCGGCCAAAGGCUUUGAGCUGCUGUACCAGCCCGAGGUGGUACGUCUCUACCUUUCCCUCCUCACGGAAAGCCGGAACUUCAACACUCUGGAGGCUGCUGCUGGCGCCCUGCAGAACCUCAGUGCUGGCAAUUGGAUGUGGGCCACGUACAUCCGCGCCACAGUGCGCAAGGAGCGCGGGCUGCCAGUGCUUGUGGAGCUGCUGCAGUCGGAGACCGACAAGGUGGUGCGUGCUGUUGCCAUCGCCCUACGCAACCUUUCGUUGGAUCGGCGCAACAAGGACCUCAUUGGGAGCUAUGCCAUGGCAGAGCUGGUGAGGAAUGUGCGCAAUGCGCAGGCUCCACCACGUCCUGGAGCCCACCUGGAGGAGGACACGGUGGUUGCCGUGCUCAACACCAUCCACGAGAUUGUGUCCGACAGCCUGGACAAUGCACGCUCACUCCUCCAGGCCCGCGGUGUGCCUGCACUUGUGGCCCUCAGUGCCUCCAGCCAGUCAGUGCGCGAGGCGAAGGCAGCCUCACAUGUGCUGCAGACAGUGUGGAGCUACAAGGAGCUGCGCGGUGCCCUGCAGAAGGACGGCUGGACCAAGGCACGCUUCCAGUCUGCUGCUGCUGCUGCUGCUGCCACCAAGGGGCCCAAGGGAGCGCCAAGUCCUGGGGGCUUCGAUGACAGCAUGCUGCCACUGGUGGACAAGAGCCUGGACACCGAGAAGCCAGGCAGCCAGGAUGUAAUCCCCAUGGACACACUCGGCCCAGAUGGCUACUCCACUGUGGACCGGAGGGAGCGGAAGGCUAUGGGCAGUGGCACUACAGGGGAGGCCUCUGAGAAGGAACCGUUGAAACCUGACCCCGGCAGGAAAGCCCCUCCUCCCGGGCCCAGCAGGCCUGCGGUCAGGCUGGUGGACGCCGUGGGGGACGCUAAGCCUCAGCCUGUUGACUCCUGGGUCUAGCUUGCAUGCCUGGGCUCGGGCCCAGCCAUUUGUUCUUAGGGAUGGAUCACCAGGAGAAGGGCCAUCCUGUGCGGACCCUGCUGUGAAGCCUGGAGCCCUCUAGUGGCAAGGGUUGGCAGCACCUGUCACCCUGAGCUAGGGCCUGAUUUUCUUGAUGCUUCUCCUGUUCUGCCCCCUCCCUCUGCAGUCCCCACCUAACUCCCUAGGCCAGUUAGCUGUUACUGACUUGGUGCUGUGUGCGAGCUAGUGAGAGAGAGAAGGCCCAAGAAGGCGGGAGGGCUGCCAUGGGCAGGGACCAGGGAGGCAGCAGGGGAGGGCAUCUGGUUGUGCUUUGGGGCUGGUGGAACAGGAGAGGGUGGCUCUGUGUGCACAGGGCCCCAGAGGAGUGGGACGGGCCUGGUCUGGUGGCUGAGGCCGGGGGGCCAGGCAGGCAGCUGGGUAGGGAGUGGGACUGAGGGAAGGAAGUUGGACUCUGGAGGAUGGAGGGGUUCCCCUGGGCCUCCCCUGCAUGGCAGGCCAACCACAGUGUGGGGCUGCUCCAAGAUGGCUGGCCCCAGGUAGGGAGGCUUUGGAGGGAGCAAGAUGGGGCUCAGGCUAUGCAUGCCCACCCCAGCCCCGCCCUUGAGUCCUGUGGAUAUGUGGGACCCCCAUGCAGUAGAACCUUCCCUGAGCUGAUGCUGGCCGGGGCCAGGGCUGCUGCAUCUGCAUCUGCCUGGAACCCAAGCAGCACCUCUGGACUGACCUGCAGCAGCAGUGGGGGGGC
Galeopterus variegatus (Sunda flying lemur) is the source of this 3661-nucleotide messenger RNA. RefSeq names its product armadillo repeat gene deleted in velocardiofacial syndrome (gene ARVCF). Bases 16 to 2898 code for a protein of 960 amino acids. Gene Ontology annotation, cellular component: plasma membrane; nucleus; adherens junction. The record is from RefSeq and is a predicted model, not a curated record. Gene Ontology annotation, molecular function: cadherin binding. NCBI's taxonomy places the organism in Eukaryota, Metazoa, Chordata, Mammalia, Dermoptera, Cynocephalidae. Gene Ontology annotation, biological process: cell-cell adhesion; cell-cell junction assembly. The transcript has 18 exons.